Parathielavia appendiculata is the source of this 2604-nucleotide messenger RNA. Its product is annotated as glycoside hydrolase family 36 protein. NCBI's taxonomy places the organism in Eukaryota, Fungi, Ascomycota, Sordariomycetes, Sordariales, Chaetomiaceae. The transcript is spliced from 5 exons. The record is from RefSeq and is a predicted model, not a curated record. Bases 1 to 2604 code for a protein of 867 amino acids.
AUGGCCUUCCUUGCAACGUACCCUCCUCUGGCGCAGGUCACCGUACUGAACGACCCCAACAUUGCGAUCCACGCAGUGCUUGAAGUCCCCCCUGAAACUGCCACAGAACCAUGGCAGCUUUCACUUUGGUAUUGUAACGGCGAUGGAGGGGACUGGGCUCUGAUUGAGUUCAUGGCUGAUUCCCCAAACGCCAUUCCCACCGACUUGAGUGGAACGAAUGAGACAGCGACGAGGCUGUACUUCACAGCCAAGCUGGAGGUCGCGUCAUCGCUGACAUUCACUGUCAAGUUCAGACGAGGAGGCAAACACGAAUGGCGGUGGGUUCGCACUGAGCAGGGCUCAGAUGAUGGCAUCGUCGUGGUCGAGCAGAAACGACAAGGGGUAGAGUCUGAGGAUCUGCCGGACUUGAUCCAGGACUUGAACCCGGACCUUAGGUGGCAGAGCCAUAUGAGCCAGUCCCCUGGGACCCGUCUCUGGUCUAUCGAAGCCACUGUGGAUGGGGCAAAUGAGGACGAGUCAGCAGUUGUUGACAUACCGCUGGGCAUUCCGUGGGGUCGGUUUUUCAGAUGGUUUGCCUUGGUCAGGACUUGGACACCUUGGUUAGCUCCCAGGCAGGGCAAGUCCGAGUUCAACCUUGACAAAGAUGCCCUGCUUUGCUCAUUUCUGUCCCCCCAGGGCAAGCACAUGGUCUUGCUUGGGAUGAGCGGCGUGGACGAUGUCAUGGCUUUGCUCCGGAGUGGUGAUUCCGGACGCUUGAUGCUCCACAUACGGAGCGACAAUGCCGGCUCGGCGACAGCAACUGCUCUCGUGGCUGUUGGUGACAACUUUGAGAGCACGGUCGCGACCGUCAUGUACCAUGCCCGUACUCUGGUUACCAGUAUGGCAGCGGGUACCUCGGCUGCUCUUAGCGUGGCCGAGAUGACAGCUGAGGGCGAUGUCAGUCCGCAGUGGUAUGAGAGCUGGUACGAUGGCUUGGGGUAUUGUACUUGGAACUCCCUCGGCCAGGAGUUAACAGAGCAAAAGGUGUUGAAGGCACUGGACACGCUAGCCGAGAACAAGGUCAACAUAUCAACCCUCAUCAUCGACGACAACUGGCAGGACAUCGACUAUCGCGGUAAUAGCCAGUGGCAACAUGGCUGGAACGACUUUGAAGCAGAACCCAAGACGUUCCCCCGCGGCCUGAAGGCACUCAUCUCAGACAUCCGGUCAAAGCACAAACAUAUCCAGCACAUCGCCGUCUGGCACGCCCUACUAGGCUACUGGGCCGGUCUCGCCCCCGACGGCCCGCUCGCUAAGCGCUACAAAACCAUCCGAGUCGCCCGCGAUGAGAUCGACAAAUGCCAGCUCCCCAUCGACGGCCAAAUGACGCUCGUCGCCCGCGAAGACGUCCAAGCCUUCUACAACGACUUCUACAACUUCCUCUCAUCAUGCGACAUCGACGGCGUCAAGACGGACGGCCAAUACAUGCUCGACACCUGGACGUCCCCUCCCAUCCGCCGCACCCUCAUUCCCGCCUACCUCGACGCCUGGACGCUGGCCUCCCUCCGGCACUUUUCCGCCCGUGUGGUCAGCUGCAUGUCCCAGUCACCCCCAAUCCUCUUCCGCUCGCAGCUCCCGCACACCAGCCCGCCCAUCGUCUGCCGCAACUCGGACGACUUCUUCCCUCCCGUCCCGGACUCCCACCCCUGGCACCUCUGGACCAACGCCCACAACGCCCACCUCACCCAGCACCUCAACGUCCUGCCCGACUGGGAUAUGUUCCAGACGGUGCACCCCUACGCGGGCUUCCACGCCGCCGCCCGCUGCGUUAGCGGCGGGCCCGUCUACAUCACCGAUGUCCCCGGCCGCCACGACGUGCAUCUGAUCCGGCAGGUAACGGGCAUCACGCCCAGGGGGAAGACGGUCGUCUUUCGGCCGAGCGUGCUCGGCAAGGCGAUGGAUGUGUAUGCGGGGUAUAGGCAGGGACAGGGUUUGCUCAAGAUUGGGGCCUUCCACGGUCGCGCGGCGCAGGGGACCGGGAUUGUGGGGGUGUUUAAUAUCGAGGAGAGGGGAGUGGUGGAUUUCGUGCCGCUGGGGAGGUUCCCUGGGGUCAUGGAAGGGCGGAGGUAUGUCGUCCGCGCGCAUGGCACCGGGAGAGUUAGUGUGCCGUUGGAGGUGGGCGAGACGAAGGCGCUGCUGGCGCUGUCGCUUGAGGUUAGGGGGUAUGAGGUGCUUUGCGCGUAUCCGUUGCACGCGAUCGAGUCGAGGACGGGGGGGCUGGUCUUGGUUGCAAAUCUUGGGCUGAUCGGCAAGAUGACGGGGUGUGCAGCGGUGUUGAAUACUGUGUUUGAGGUGCGAGAGAAUGGGAGGAUGUUGGUUGAUGCCACGCUGAAGGCUCUUGGGGUAUUGGGUGUCUACAUAUCGGCGCUUCCGCAGCUGUCGGUCCGGGACGACUUCAUGGUUACCAUCCAGGGCCAGCCGAUCCCUCCUCACACUGUGGCCUUGAACAACGACGAUGAGCAUGUGCUCAAUAUCGACAUCGAAACGGCGUGGAACGAAAUGGGCCUGGAGAGUGGGUGGGCGAACGAGGUGGAAGUGAAGGUCUAUUUCGACUUGGGGAGGUAA